AUGUCCAGCUCAUCGCACCUGACACCCCCCACCUAUUACGGUACAUCAUCAAAUUCCACCCUUGAUAUCGCACUGUUAAAAUGCCUUAACUAUCAUACUAGGAUAUCAGCUGUCACUGAACUUAGUUCCGACCACUGCCCUGUCUUCCUUGACAUUGGUAUUUCUAUGAGCAUCCCCGAAGCUCCUUUCACCUCUACGAUUACCAGCUGGAGCUACUACACCAAAAUCAUUCAUGACCGAAUCCAGGGAAAUCCCACCAUCACCUCUAUAUCUGAUAUUGAUAACUGCAUCUCCACACUUACUGACAACAUGAAAUUUGCUCUUGAAAGAGCCAGUAUUAAGAAAUUCUCUAAACGCCUCCCUCUCCGAUUUCCUCCCAAUAUCAUCAAUCUCAUCAAGUAUAAAAACAGAAUUAAAAAACACUGGCAACUCUCCAAAGAUCCUGCUGUUAAAACUAGACUUAAUGCUGUACAAAAUGAAAUUAAAAAACUUACUGGAGAGCAUAAGUCGACUACUUUUAACAACUAUCUGGGCUCACUUGACAAUAACUCAAAAGCAUUUUAUACACUUGUCAGAAAAUUCUCUAAUAAGACACAUAUUAUGCCCACUAUACAUGCCGAUCAUGGCAAACUGGUUUAUACCACCCAAGAUAAAGCUAGCGCAAUCGCUAGCACUCUUGAAGACAACUUUCAGCUUAAUGCUCAUGAGUAUGACGAGGAUACAAUCUCAGAUGUUAAUCGGAGCAUAAAUCGUUUCUUCCAAGCUCCUCCCACCUCUGUUCCUCCCCCUAUCAUCACCCCUCUUGAGAUCAUGAUUACUAUCAAGCACCUCCCCGUUAGAAAAGCAGGUGGUGAAGAUGCGACCAUUGCCGUGGCUUUGCCAGACAUCGACUACAAAAGUAUGUUAAUGUCAUUCUAG
Uloborus diversus is the source of this 918-nucleotide messenger RNA. RefSeq lists its product as uncharacterized. Lineage: Eukaryota; Metazoa; Arthropoda; Arachnida; Araneae; Uloboridae. The transcript has 2 exons. The record is from RefSeq and is a predicted model, not a curated record. The coding region runs from base 1 to 918 and encodes 305 amino acids.